Plectropomus leopardus (leopard coralgrouper) is the source of this 3254-nucleotide messenger RNA. It is a transcript of the gene ankrd13b, whose product is annotated as ankyrin repeat domain 13B. The record is from RefSeq and is a predicted model, not a curated record. Gene Ontology annotation, cellular component: cytoplasm. Gene Ontology annotation, molecular function: protein binding. NCBI's taxonomy places the organism in Eukaryota, Metazoa, Chordata, Actinopteri, Perciformes, Serranidae.
GAGUAGGCAGGGGAGGAAGAGAGAGGGAGGCAAGAGGUGGAGGAACGGGUGGUUAAGAAAUAAAGGUGUAGCCUGAUCUACAGAGACAAUCAAACGAGGGGCUUAUUUCCAUAAAUUAUAUUCUUUUCGGGCUUUGCUGUUUAUUCUUAGCAGAGCAAACAGAGGAGUCAUUCACUGUUUCUAACGCGUAAGGCUGCCCCAAUACGCCGUUGGGCAUCACCGCCGAUAAAGGAUGGUAGGUUUGAUUGUAUAGCGUGAAUUAAUAGCAAAGUAUCCUUGCGAUCCACAGUGAAGAGAGGGGAGAAGGCAAACUAUGCUCCGAGGAUGAUUUCUGCUAAGAAAACUCCGGAGAAGAGUCGUUAUCCUAUCCACUAUUUGGUGUGGCACAACAAACACCGACAGCUGGAGAAGGAGCUGGCAACGAACGAGCAGGCUAAUUUAGAGUCUCUGGACCCUCGUGGACGGACCCCUCUCCACCUGGCUGUCACUCUGGGCCACCUGGACUGUGCCAGGGUCCUGCUGCAGCACGGAGCUGACGUUAGCAAGGAGAACCGCAAUGGAUGGACUGUUCUUCAGGAGGCGGUGAGUACAAGAGAUCCGGAGUUGGUGCGUCUCGUGCUUCGUUACCGUGACUACCAGAGGACUGCCAAGAGACUGGCGGGCAUCCCCGUCCUGCUGGAGCGUCUGCGCCAAGCCCAGGACUUCUAUGUGGAAAUGAAAUGGGAGUUUACCAGCUGGGUGCCCCUGGUGUCUCGUAUCUGCCCCAGUGACACCUACAGAGUUUGGAAGAGUGGUCAGUGUCUCCGCGUUGACACCACCCUGAUGGGCUUCGAGCAGAUGACCUGGCAGAGAGGAAAACGGAGCUUCAUUUUCAGGGGACAAGACUCCAGCGCAGAGGUGAUGGAGGUCGACCAUGACAGGCAGCUGGUGUUUUGCGAGACCUUGUGCGUCUCGUCUCUCACGGCGCUCUCACCUGGUCGAGGGAAUGGUGCCGCCUGCAGCAGCAACGCUGCCAGUUUGGGCCUUCUGGGGGCGAUCCAGCCCAGUGAUGAGCAAGUAGCAGCCAGGCUGUCUGCCCCCGUGGUGACCACUCAGCUGGACACCCGCAAUAUCGCCUUUGAGAGGAACAAGACGGGUAUACUCGGGUGGAGGAGUGAGAAGACUGAGACAGUGAAUGGAUAUGAAGCCAAGGUGUACGCAGCAUCCAAUGUGGAGCUGAUCACCAGGACCAGAACUGACCAUCUGUCAGACCAGAACAAGAACAAGACAAAAGGUGGGAAGACUCCACUGCAGAACUUCCUUGGGAUUGCUGAACAACACAUGGGACCUAACAAUGGGGCCCUGGUGACCCAGAUGUCGUGUCCAGCGGUGACCAAUCCUGCAGCGCUGACGGCCGAGGAAUACUUCAACCCCAGCUCGUCACCGACUCAGAGGGACAUCGGCCACCCGUGCCAGCUCACCACAAAGACCCAGAGGUUUAAAGCCAAGCUGUGGUUGUGCGAGUCCCAUCCUCUGUCCCUGGCAGAACAAGUGGUGCCUAUCAUCGAUCUCAUGGCGAUUUCCAACGCCCUGUUCGCUAAGCUGCGUGACUUCAUCACUCUGCGUUUGCCGCCUGGCUUCCCUGUCAAGAUUGAGAUCCCACUCUACCACAUCCUGAAUGCCAGGAUCACUUUCAGCAAUCUCAAUGGCUGCGAGGAGGGGACGGGCGUCCGUUCUGAUAACGAAGUGGGAGUGGAGGGGGACGGACAGAGGGACACCCAGAGAACAGACACUCCAUCUCCGGGCAGUGACUCUUCCAGCGUCUCUAGCUCAAGCUCCACAAUGUCGUGUCGAGCUGGAGAGAUUCCCCCAUGUGUGUUCGAACCCCCUCCUGGAUACUCCAUGCUAGGGGGCAAGCAGAGAGACAGCAUGAGGGAGGAGGAGGAGGACCUGCUGCAAUUCGCCAUACAGCAGAGUCUGCUAGAGGCAGGCUCUGAAUAUGAUCAGGUCACCAUCUGGGAGGCGCUGACCAAUAGCAAGCCAGGAGCACACCCCCUGUCCUGUGAUCCAAGUCGUCUUGACAGGACGCCCCAGCACAAGCCUCGUGCCCCCUCCAGCCUUUGCUCCACCCCCUCCAAGAAGCAGGCAACCACCUGCAGCUAUGAUGAGCAGCUGCGCAUUGCCAUGGAGAUCUCAGCUCGGGAGCAGGAGGAGGCGGAGCUUCGGCGGCAACAGGAGGAGGCGGAGCUACAGCGCAUCAUCCAGCUGUCACUCAUGGAGAAAUGAGAGCUGAGUGGCCAAGCAGGGGUCUUAUUGGGGGGGGGGUCUGGACCAAGGGCACAUGGGAGAAAAGGACAGUACGGGCAACAUUAAAACUUAAAGCACACUCUGUAAGUGGCUGGAAAUAAACGCCAAAAUCAUCUUUGUGGUUUCAUACGAUCAAGUGGCCUCCUCCUUUUUCUCCCAUUGCCUUCGCCAGACCUUUCCCAUGAAGCCAUAACGGCGAUGCGGCUGUCCGGCCUCAGACAGCCAGAGAGGGACAUCAGUUCCCUCUUCCUGGUGCCACAUGGUACUUUUUCGACCAGUGCCAGUUUACAACAAACACAUCAGAUACAACAUUUCAGUGGAAUUCCCACCUUGGAUGAGUGAUUACUGUCUGUUUGCAGGUGUGUGUGUGUGUGUAUUUGUGUAUGUGUUUCAAAACCAGCUCUCCGCAAAGGGGUCACCAAUUACCUUCUGUCCUGGAAAUCGUAAAGGCCAACUCUCUGCUCCAGCACUAACACACACACACACACACACACACACACACACACACACACAGGUCCUUUUGCCACUGUUGUGUGGUUUCAAAUGUGAUAAAAAAAAAAAAAGAGCUUGUGUGGACAGAGCAGUGAUGAGCCAGGACUAGUGGCGUGGGAGAAUACUUGUUGGUCAAGUUGAGGUGAAUGUCGACAAACCAUCAGACUUCCUCAGUUUUUAAAGAAAACAUUUGGUACCUUUUUUUUUCUUUUUCUUUGCACAAAAUCCAGAUGUACUGUAUUUAUCUUGCGGUUGGAUCACAUAUUUGACUGUUAAUGGACGUAGAUGACGAGUUUGAGCACAAACUAAACUCAGGCCAGUUGUAGUUUGUAGGUUAGACUGCAGGAGCACAGAUACUGUAUGAUGAGACUCAGAUGGAACACUUGGUGUACUAACUAACCUGUAUGUGACUGUGAAUGAGUAGUGGCCAGCCUGUGUGUAAUACAAACAAUAAAGGGACAUUGUAAGUGGAUUGU